This is a messenger RNA of Fusarium poae, 4617 nucleotides long. RefSeq lists its product as uncharacterized. The coding region runs from base 1 to 4617 and encodes 1538 amino acids. The record is from RefSeq and is a predicted model, not a curated record. Gene Ontology annotation, biological process: double-strand break repair via homologous recombination. Gene Ontology annotation, cellular component: chromosome; cytoplasm. The transcript is spliced from 7 exons. Gene Ontology annotation, molecular function: 3'-5' DNA helicase activity; four-way junction helicase activity. Lineage: Eukaryota; Fungi; Ascomycota; Sordariomycetes; Hypocreales; Nectriaceae.
AUGUAUGAGCACGAUAUCCUACUGAGCGAGAUCGCCGAACCAGAGGACUACGUCUCUGUAGGCGCUACAGAAGAAAGCAACGAUGAUGGCAUUGAAAGCUUUGCCGGCACCGACUUUGUUGACGAACUCUAUACGAACGGCGGCGAACUCGAUGAGCAUGGCGUCAGCGUGCCUGUUGAGGUUCAGGCCACGAAUAAAGAUGACUUCAAGGUUGAUCAUUCGAAGGGAAGCUUUAAGAUGAAACCGGCGUCUAUUCCAGCCGAGAACUUCAUAUCACGAACGAGCGCGCCCGAUUUCGAUGCAGCCCAGGCACUCGAGAUGUUUCAGCGAAGAUACACGAUAGACUACGGAAGGAAGGCAUCCGGGUCCAGAGCUGCGAACCCUGAAGACAGAUACUUCCCUAUCUUUCACCUGGACAUGGUAGGCAUCGUUGGCCGGCCUCUUUGUCCGAUCACGAGAAGGAGCGGGUUCUUCGACAACGUCACGUUUACUCUGAGAUACUGGCACUCAUCGUACGCUGGCAAACACUUGACGGCCAACCUGCCCUUCGACAUUCGCAACCGGACUUUUCGAAUUGCGACUGCAGCAUCUCGCGAGGUUUGGUUCAUCGUGAUGCAUCCAAUGGAGAGCCAGAUGGAUGACUUGUCUGGGUCGCACGGCCAGCGUCGGCAACGGCAGAAGGCCUCCCGUCAAAGCAGCGCCUUCGAGCGACACCAUUCCAAGACACUUGCCGAAUACAUCGUCGAGGUCUUCACGGAUAGUGAACUCUUGGGCGAAGGGGUUGAGCCCUCAUGGGGCUUGAACGACCGGCGUACAUCAAUUCUGUCGUAUGACAAGUGGACAACCUUCCAGACACUCUUCAUGGCGAACUGGAAGACGUUUUCCGAAAAUCACUCCUAUGACCGCUUCUGGGUUGACAACGAGCCUGCUUUCCACACAUAUGACUGUGGGGCCAAUAUUGAGAUUGAAGUCAACGAGGAGCUCAAAGACCUACCGAUGGAGACACGCCUACGGUCGGAGAGCGAAGACGAGAAUGAUUCUGACUCGGACUCUGAUCCUGACUCCGAGAUUGAGCCUGAGCCUGAACCUGAGCCAGAGCCGGAACUUGCUUCUGAACUCGACCCUGGUGAACCUGGGUCUGAGACUGAGUCCGAGCAUAGUUCUGAGCUUGAAGCAAGUGGUUUAGAUGCUGUGGAUGAUCAUGAGAACAGUCAUGGUGACCACAGAGAUGGCACAGUCAGUGGGGGCGAAGCGCCUACCGAGGGUAACCCAGCAGGCCCCGAGAACAGCCACAACAUCUACCAAGAGCACCUGUAUAGUGGCGGACUUGAACAUCUCCGUACCGAACUGGAGAAGAAGUACAACAUCGACAACAUCGACCAGAUCUCCUAUGCCUUAGCGGCGGAUGUCAACUGUAUCGAGCGUACCUCCUCGAACCGAAGCUCGUUUCAGCAAGGUGAUGUCGAUAACGGAACACUGUCACUCCUAGCAGACCGAUGUGCACUUGUUCGGCAUUUUGGUGGGUUGAAAGGUUUCACUUUUUAUCCACUCGCAUUCCAUCCCAGAUAUGGGAACUUUUCCUCACCACAUCCACCACCUUUCCUCAACGAUAUAUGCCUUGUUAUGCGCCACAACAUGAGCUACCGCAAUAACGGUGCUGAAGACGUCCUCUCUUUCGGCUACUUCCAUGCCUACUCCAACAUCAAGCGGACGAUUCGACACAGCCCAGAAGACCUGCUUCCUGCUCGGGGCAUAGCCACCGGUGCUCUGACUCUUCCCCCGAGCGAGGCGAAACAGCGAGGUUACAUCUCCGCCCGUCAACAGCGACUGCUGCGAACUCUUGCUGGCGAGCAGACGCCUGACCAGCCAUCCCUGACCAUGCCAUUCGCGCGCGAGGGCCAUCGCAUAAGAGCAGCCAUGUCGCAAGAGCAGGUGGCCUUCCGUAUGGAGCAGGUUGUAACCGUCCGACCAAGCAAGCUUGAGCGUGGCCAUCGACACUUCUUCAGUGUUCUCCAUCCCAUCUUCCAGCUUAUGCGAUUCUUUCUCAAGGAGAAGCGGGCAUACAACACUGUGCUGAGGAGCUUUCUGCCAUCCGUCUUCCCCACCAUCCUCUGUUCCUUUGCUAAACUGUUUGAGCUUGGACUGGCGGAGAUGCAUCGGAGGUUCCUGGCACGGGCUGAAAAGGGUCUUGACCUGGCUCUUUCGGAAGCUGUCGCGGUGCUGGAUCGGCUGGGGAACUACUGCUUCACCGGUGACACGAGAGUGCUGAUGACCACCGUCUUCCGGCCGCUUCUUACUACGGAGAGCCUCAAGUCAUAUGCCUGGCCGUACGUGUCGGCUACCAUGCUCGACUUUCGCGGUUCGAGCGGCAAGCUGGAUAUCGUUCGGUGGCCCCGGACGAAGGAUGAAGAGCACAAACCGAUAUUGCUACACAUCGCGUCACUAGAGUACCACUACGGCCGGGUCGUCGCAGCCAACUGCCACAGCCGGGUAUGGUUCGGCCAGCUCGGGGCGGAGGACAUCAGACAUGUCGGAAGUGCCAUCAAGUUUCUGGGCAAGGUUAUCCGCGGAUUCUGGGUACCACAGAUGGUAGCUUUCAUGACACAUCAGCUCCGCAUCCACUUCAACCAAGGCGCCCGUAGCGGCCGAGACCCGGCAGAGCAUAUUCGACGAUCGGAGCGUUUCGGUACCGUCUUAGACGCAUGGGAGCAGAGCGAAAAGCCCUUCAGCAGCAGGUCAGUUAGAACUAUCCGCAGAGUGACCCUCCUGCAAGUCUGGCUGCUGUUCUCGGGAACGGCAGACGAUAUCGAACCUAUGCCUCUGCCUCCCCCCUCCAGGUCAAAUAAGGCACGAAGCGACUUUGCGAGCGAGAUAUACGAGGCGUGCCUGAAAGGCGAUGAGACCGCCAUACAAGCCAUAGCAUCUAAGAAUGCCACAUGGCCAUCCAUGCUCGGCGAAGCUAUACGCCAUACAAGAGAGGAGAGUGUGACGGCCCGCGAGUGGGUUGAUGCGAUCGCAAACCAGAUGGCAGAGGCUGGCAUAGAUUGGGUUCCUGGGUACUACUGCAAACGGCUGACGUCACGACGUAUCAUCCAGCUCGAGAGAGUCCAGCUUUCCGAGCGACCAGCAGUCGUGUUAACCGGACCACCGGAUAGUCUCAAGCGAGCAGCAAUGGAGGCAGAGCUGCGUAUGGCGGCAGGCGGAGAGCCCGCGGCAAAGCGGAGCAGGAAGAGAAAGAUCAAUAUAGGUUGUGAGUUGCGUCGCCCUGGUCAGCGGGAUGCCAUGCUGGCGACCAUGGGUCCACGUGCACCUGAGCAGGUCAUCGUCGUUCUUGCAACGGGUUCGGGGAAGACAUUGGUAUUCAUGGUCGGAGCCACACUGGCGGGAGCUGAAACAACCAUCCUGAUCCUUCCCACUGUAGCCUUACGUGGCUCGAAGAAAUCAGCCCCCAUCGUUGUUGUAUCGGCCGAGGCAGCUUGUACAGAGGCGUUCCUAGAGUAUGCCAAUCGACUGUCUGCAAGCUGUUACCGACGAAGUAUGUCGCAGCUAGCAUGGCACGUACGGCAGAUUCGUACACAGACUGUCUGGCUGACAGCGACACUACCACCAAUCUAUCAAGAGCUUUUCUUCGAGCACAAUAAGCUCGUGCGGCCGCAUAUCGUCAGAGAGUCAACAAAUCGUCCUAACAUCCGAUACAUCGUCCAGCAAGAACGUGGGCUAGGCAAUCUAUGUGAGCAGGCAGCUUGUCUUGCACAGUCUUGCUGGACCCGGACAGACCUGUUCAAGAGCGAGCGGGACCGGGUCAUUAUAUACUGCCCGACGAAGGAUCUCGUGGCGGAGCUUGCUGACAUGCUCGGCUGUCCGUCCUACACAGCCGAGUCCGGCACAGAAGAAGAGAAGAUGGCGAUCAUAGAGCGAUGGCUAACGGCAGCCGAUUCGCCCAUCAUCGUGGCGACGUCAGCGCUGGGUCCUGGGUUUGACUACCCUCAUAUUCGAUUGGUCAUUCACGUUGAUGCCCCGAGCCUUCUGACGGAUUUCUCUCAGGAGUCAGGUAGAGCGGGUCGGGAUGGCGAAGUAGCCGAGUCGAUCGUUUUACUUAGUGCAGCCUGGCAGCCGCAGUUAGGUCGACCUGUAGCAGCAGACAAAGAGGCCAUGCAACUGUAUCUUUUGCAGGAAUACUGCUCGCGCGGGGUCCUGAGCCAAUUCCUUGAUAGCAAACCUGACUGGCGGUGGUGCAUGGAGGGCGAUGAGCUCUGUAGCGUUUGUCCCGAGCAUCACGUGCAAUGCCGACCGCCUACCCUAGAGUUCCAUCUACCACGGCCCCUACGUGAUGAGACUGAAGCCGGACAGGACGGGGACAACGGCAGCGGUGACGUUGCCGUUAGUGAGAUGAUCUUUACUGGACCUGCCGAGGUGCUCCAUCAGGACCAACUUGUGCUCGACGUUUUGAUUGGAUUCGAGCUAAGCAAAAAGCACUUCGAGACUGUCAGAGCAAGAAGAAGGAAUGGAUGGACCGGCACGCUGUGUGCUGGAAGUGUUACCAGCCGCAAGAGAUCUGGCGAGCUGCGGAUCUGGAGUACGAAGGGGACAAAUCGUGCCAAUACCCAGAUAUGGUAA